AUUUCAAUAUAGAUCUGAAAGAAUUUUUAACGUAUUUUAAGUAAUUUUCUUAUUAUAAAAAUAUGGUGAGUCAGCGUAUACUAUUUUGCGCUCUAUUCACCACUGUUGCUGGUUUAUUUGGUGUGUCAUAUCGAAAUGAUAUGACUUUUGGAAAGCGUUUACCUGGCGAUAAACUUACUUUAAAAGAAGAUAUAAAGGUGCCUUCCAAAAUGUUGCGACCUGUUUGGGCAUUCAAAACUUACAACGUUCCUAGUAAAAUUACUUAUAUUCGCAUUUUUGAUAAUAAUGAUAGUGGUAGUCGUGCUCACGUUACUAUAAAAAAUGGUGGAAUCAGUUUUAAAUAUGUUUCAAUUCAUUUUAAAAGUGCAAGAGGUAGAAGUCUUGAUUUUACGGUCGAAAUUUAUACAACAAAACUUAAAAUUAUAGAAACUACUCAAGUACAUAGUAAUGAAGAAUUUAUUAGUAGUACACCGAAUAUUGAAGUACCUAUUGGUGAAAUACCUACUGAUAAAGAAUCUGCCACAGAUGAGUCUACAGGUCAAGCUUCUACUAGUGAAACUGUGACGGGUAAAGCAUUCGUUGGUGAAAGGGACACUGGUGAAGCUCCUGCUGAUAAAACAACUACUAGUGAUACAUCUGCUAGUAAAUUUCCUAUUGGUGAAAUUAAAAUUCCGGCUGAUGAAAUUUCUACUGAUGAAACUCCCUCUGACGAAACUACUACUGGAAAAGAACUCACUAGUGAUACUUCCACUGAUAAAAUUACUAUUGAUAAAGCUCUGACUGGUGAGAUUUCUGCUAAUAAAACUUCAGCUAGGAAAGGAUCUAUUGGUAAUACUCCUAUUAGUGAAAUUGGCAUUGAUAAAGUUCCAGGUGGUGAUAUUCCCGCCGGCAUAACUCCCGUUGCUAAAUCACAAACUAAGGAUAGUAUUACUGAAGAAAUUUCCGCUAAUAAAGUACCUGUUGGCGAUAUUUCCGCCGGUGAAAUUCCCGUUGAUGAUGUACCUAUUUCUGAAACUCCUACUAAUGAAACAUCUGUUAGUAAAGCGCCUAAUAGUGUAGUCCUCGAAGGUGAUACAGCUACUGGUGAAGUUUCUACUAGUGAAACAUCUGCUAGUAAAGCUUCUACUAGUGAUUUCCCUGCUGGUGGAACUCUCGCCAGUAACGCACCCACUAGUGAAACUUCCACUAGUGAAGCAUCUGCUAAUAAUGCAUUAGCUAGUGAAGCUUCUACGAGUGAUGAUUCUGUUGGUAAACCUCUCACAAAUAAUGAACCCGUUAGAACAACUUUUACUGGUGAUUCCUCAGCUAAUAAAGUUGAUGAUGGUUCACCUGUAAGUGAAGCUCGUGCUAGUGAAAUUCCUGCUAAUAAUAAAUUCGUUGAUAAAGCUGCUACUGUUAUUGAGUCUGCCGAUGAAGUUCCUGCUACUGAAGCUACUGUUAAUAAUGCAUUUAUUGGUGAAGCUCCCGCUGGUAAUGUUUUUACUAGUAAAGCUCUUCAUGGUGAUUUAAAUGAUGGUCAAGAACAUAUUAAUGAUGCACCCUCAGAUGAAGCUCCAGUUAAUGAUACACAUAUUAGGAAUACAUCCGCUAACACAGUAUCUACUUAG
Ceratosolen solmsi marchali is the source of this 1607-nucleotide messenger RNA. Its product is annotated as Mucin related 29B. The transcript has 2 exons. The record is from RefSeq and is a predicted model, not a curated record. Lineage: Eukaryota; Metazoa; Arthropoda; Insecta; Hymenoptera; Agaonidae. Bases 63 to 1607 code for a protein of 514 amino acids.